Messenger RNA from Rubroshorea leprosula, 1537 nucleotides. The record is from the annotation of a GenBank genome assembly. NCBI's taxonomy places the organism in Eukaryota, Viridiplantae, Streptophyta, Magnoliopsida, Malvales, Dipterocarpaceae.
AUUAGUGGAAUAAUAUAUAUUUAUAUUUCGUGAAGGGCCAUGAUAAAGUAAAAGAAAAAUCUUGAAUCGGGCUUUUGGGGCAAAAUGUUUUUUUUCCAACUAAGUGAAAAGAAUAUUAUUUUAUCAAAGUCCAUUCGGCAUCUACGGGGAAUAGGUGUUCCCUCCUUGGGGAAAAAGAGAAGAAACAUUGCCGUGAGCCAAACAACACCAAAGAUCAGGGUAAAGCCCUUACAGGGAUUGGCGCCAACAUCCGCCGCGAAGAAGAGCAAUGGCCGCAUCCUCCAAAACCCUAAUCGAUCUCUUCCAACCGGCCAAGCGCCUCAAACUCUCCGAUCCUUCCAAACCCCUUCACUCCGUUUCCCUUUCCGUUUCCUCCUCGAACUCCGACGUCAGCAGCACCCUCACGGCGGAGCAGAAAUCGCGCAUUGAACUCAACAAAUUUCUCGCUAAAUCGAAACGAAACAUCAAAAUCUGUACCGAGAAAGUCUCGCAAUCCAAGGCUGAAGGAUCGGGAUAUGUGAAACUGGAGGAGCUGCUGGUAGAGGCAACGUGGUUGGAAGCGCUACCCGGAGAGCUGCAGAAGUCAUACGCGAAGAACUUGUGCAAAUUUGUGGAGAGUGAGAUAUGCGGUGGCAAUGUGCCCAUUUACCCCCCGCAGCACCUGAUCUUCAAUGCUUUAAACUCUACUCCGUUCGACAGAGUCAAGGCUGUUAUUAUUGGACAGGACCCUUAUCAUGGACCUGGUCAAGCAAUGGGCCUUUCCUUUUCUGUACCAGAAGGAGUGAAGAUCCCUUCAAGCCUGGUCAAUAUAUUUAAAGAACUUAAGCAGGAUCUUGGCUGUUCAAUUCCAUCGCAUGGAAAUCUAGAGAAAUGGGCUGUGCAGGGUGUUGUAUUGCUCAAUACUGUUCUUACAGUUAGGAGUCAUCAAGCAAAUUCUCAUGCAAAGAAAGGAUGGGAGCAAUUUACUGAUUCUGUUAUCAGAACUAUUUCACAAAAGAAGAAAGGAGUUGUCUUCCUCCUUUGGGGGAACUCUGCUCAACAGAAAUCUAGAUUGAUUGAUGAGACAAAGCAUCACACUCUGAAAGCAGCACAUCCUUCUGGUUUGUCUGCAAAUAAAGGCUUCUUUGGCUGCAGGCACUUCUCCCGCACAAAUCAGCUCCUGGAGCAAGUUGGGGUUCCACCUAUAGAUUGGCAGCUUUGAUUUCAAGGGCCAGCAUUUUUUGUUUGAGGUAGAUAUGCAGUCUGGUGGACGGUUAAUCUGUUAUGCUUGAAGUCUUAUGGAAAUGGCAAGUUUUGGGAGUUUGUUGACGAAGUUGUAAAUUUCAUUGCCUAAAUGUAAAUAGUUUUGCUGGAGGAUGAUGCCGUCCUGUUUAUUUCUUAUUACCUAAAUUCCCAAGACAGCAUUUGGCUAAACCCUUGUCAUUUGUCAUUUUAUUUCAUUUUGUUUUUGACAAGGGGAAUUUAGAUUUAAGAAACAAACACAAGCAACGAUACUCCAUAAGGGUGUUGUUUGUUUAAACAAAUCUUGAAACCUAUU